This is a messenger RNA of Acanthisitta chloris (rifleman), 658 nucleotides long. Its product is annotated as homeobox protein BarH-like 2. The record is from RefSeq and is a predicted model, not a curated record. The coding region runs from base 247 to 639 and encodes 130 amino acids. The transcript is spliced from 3 exons. Gene Ontology annotation, molecular function: DNA-binding transcription factor activity, RNA polymerase II-specific; DNA binding. Gene Ontology annotation, biological process: regulation of DNA-templated transcription. NCBI's taxonomy places the organism in Eukaryota, Metazoa, Chordata, Aves, Passeriformes, Acanthisittidae.
GGAUCCUCUUCUCUGAGGGCAUAUCCUCUCAUCUCUGUCAUCACCAGGCAGCCCUCGGUGGUGCCUCACCUCCUGCCAGCUGCCAGCAGCUCCCGAGUGCUGCCAGCCCAGCCCUCCUCGUGCCCUGCCAGCUCAGACCCUCCUGCCACUGAGGCCCACGGCAGCAGCGAGUCGGAGGCAGAGCAGCCUGUGCCACGCUUGAAAAAGCCACGGAGGAGUAGGACCAUCUUCACAGAGAUCCAACUGAUGGGCUUGGAGAAGAAAUUCCAGAAGCAGAAGUAUCUCUCUACCCCUGACAGGCUUGACUUAGCCCAGUCCUUGGGGCUGACUCAGCUCCAGGUGAAGACCUGGUACCAGAACCGUAGGAUGAAGUGGAAGAAAAUGGUGCUGAAGGGUGGACAGGAAGCUCCCACAAAGCCCAAAGGUCGUCCGAAGAAAAACUCCAUUCCCACCUCGGAGGAAAUCGAAGCAGAAGAGAAAAUGAACAGCCAGGCCCAGAGUCAGGAGCUGGAGGGAUCUCAAGCCCCUGAGGAACCUAAACUGACAGAGGAGAAGCCAGAAGAAAUCUCUUUGGAGUCAGAGAAGCCUCCAGAACAUAUAGCAGAGCCCUCCUCUGAGGAGACUCCACCCCUAAGUUAAAAGGGAGAGAAAGGAGGGA